Molecule: messenger RNA, 1125 nt
Organism: Penicillium cataractarum
Lineage: Eukaryota; Fungi; Ascomycota; Eurotiomycetes; Eurotiales; Aspergillaceae
Exons: 3
Coding region: 1-1125 (374 amino acids)
Biological process (GO): mRNA export from nucleus
Cellular component (GO): THO complex part of transcription export complex
Molecular function (GO): protein binding
Source: RefSeq, a predicted model, not a curated record
AUGGCGCCCGCGCCGCGCCGCGAUCUCCUCGCAAAGGAACAUUUCGCAUUUGUCUUCGGGGGUGUUAAAACCCAGAGUUACUAUGACCCAGCUUCUAAGGGUCCAGGAUCACAUACCCUCCGGACACUAGCCUGGAACCCUACCGGUCAGCUAAUCGCGACUGGUUCAGCUGAUCGUACGCUACGGAUAUGGAACCCCGAACGCCCUGCUAUUAAAUACUCGACGGAACUUCGGGGACACUCGGCUGCCGUGGAGAAAGUUCUUUUCAAUCCUGUACGGGAUGCGGAAUUGGCGAGCUGCUCGACAGACGGCACAGUGCGCUUCUGGGACGUGCGCUCCAAGACAUGUGUUAGCCGUCUCGAUGUCGGCGGCGAGGCCUUUACGCUCUCGUGGUCGGCAGAUGGGAGUACAAUGGUUGUCGGUAGAAAGGACGACACUUUGAUCCCCAUCUCGGUUCAGUCCCUGUCUACCCCUACCAUCCUAUCACAAGGCGGUGUUACAAAUGGUAUAUCCUCUAUCGGGGGCUCAAAACCUAGCUCUUCGACAUAUACAGCUCUCACACCACACCCCCAACCCAUCCAAACCAAUGCCACCACCUUCUCCAACCACGUCGCAACACCUACAUCCCCAGACCUCCACCUCUUCGCAACAACAGGCGAAGGUACCGUCAAGAUAAUGUCUUACCCCUCAUUCGAUAUCCUCCAUACCCUCCACGCACACACCUCCGCCUGCAUGGCCAUAUCACUCGCGCCUACCGGCCGCUACCUAGCCGUUGGCGGUAGCGAUGCCCUAAUUUCUCUAUGGGAUACGACGGAUUGGAUCUGCCGCCGCACGUUAUCCAGUGCGAACGGUGGUUCAAUUCGCGGCGUUAGUUGGAGUUUCGAUGGCCGCUUUAUCUGCGGGGCUUGCGAUGAGCCCUUCUGUGGUGGAAAUGGAUUGGAGAUUUUCCAUGCAGAGACUGGCGAGAGCGUUUACACGAUUCCCACCACUGGUGCCAAUGUGGGUGUUCCCGCUGUCGCGUGGCAUCCCUCUAGAUAUUGGUUGGCUUACUCGACGACCCAUGAUGGGCCGGGAGGCGGCUCUGGGGGUCUCAAGAUUGUUGGUGCUGCUGGUGGAGGUCUGUAA